AUGGCUCUAGCUGCGUCCGAUCUUGCGCUGAAUCAAUUCAUUGAGGUUUCAGAUCGACUCAGUGAAUUCGAAGCGAGAUGCAACACUCCGUCGCCGACUCCCCCGAGCAUGUCCAUGCUAAAUAUCCGACGCGAAGAGGUCCGAGCAUUGUGGGAGCGCAUCAAAAAAGAGUAUGAUGAGUGCAAUAAAGAGGUCUUUCCUACCCAUGAUUCUGCGAGUUAUUAUCUUCCGCAUCAUGCCGUGCUCAAGCCGGAAAGUACGACCACCAAGCUUCGUGUGGUGUUCAAUGCCUCCAGCCCUUCAGACAAUGGGGUCAGUCUAAAUGAUAUCCUUCAUGCUGGCCCGGUCUUACAGUCCGAUCUGACCAUUCAAAUUCUGAAGUGGCGAUAUUUCCGAUACGUUUACAGUGCCGAUAUCGAGAAAAUGUAUCGACAGAUCUGGGUAGACCCGAAGCAUACCCCGUUCCAACGCAUUUUAUUCCGAAACAGCGAGGGGUACAUUCGAGAUUUUGAGUUAAAGACGGUAACUUUCGGGAUUAAUUGUGCGCCCUUCCUGGCGAUACGAGUCCUACAACAGCUGGCGACUGACGUGCAGCUCAGCCAUCCAAGAGCGAGCAAAGUCAUUCGUAAUGCAAUGUAUGUAGACGAUGUCCUUUCGGGAGCUGACUCUGCUGAAGAUGCUCAGCUCACAAUAAAGGAGUUACAGAGUGCCCUAGACUCCGCGGGCUUUCCGUUAAGAAAAUGGACGUCCAACAACAAAGAGGUGUUAGCUCAUAUCCAAGCCGGUCAUCUUCUGAACAGCGAUUUCCUUGAUCUCGACACUGAAAGUACAGCCAAGACUCUCGGUAAAGCCUACGGCGCUGCGAUCUACGUGCGCGUAGAGAUGGGACAUACCACGAUGGUACACCUGCUCACCGCCAAGACGCGUGUUGCGCCAGUCAAAACUGUGUCGCUUCCUCGCCUAGAGCUGUGCGGAGCUUUACUGCUAGCCGAAAUGGCUGAAGCGAUCCUUCCCAGCAUGCCGAUGCUGAAUUCGAGUCUCCACUGCUGGACCGAUUCCACUAUUGUAGUGACGAAGAUCACUCAGUCCACAGAGGCAGCCAACUGGUCACACGUUCAAUCCGAACAUAAUCCCGCUGACUUGGCUAGUCGAGGGGUAGCCCUUCCAGAGCUUGUCGGUAGUUCUCUGUGGUGGCAUGGACCCAUUUGGUUGCAAAAGCCACGCAGCCAAUGGCCUAGCCAGGGGACCGACCUUCCCGUGACCGAGAUCGAAAAGCGAGCAGUCAAAGCCCACGUAGCAUAUAUUCCGAACGAAGACUUCCUUGAUCGUUUUUCCAAAUUGGAUAGAGCGUUGCGGGUCCUCGCGUAUGUCCAGCGUUUUAUCAAUCGGUGCAAGAAUCAAUCGCCGCUUUCAGAGAUCCGUCUGGAGGCCAAGGAACUUGUCGCCGCCGAACGGCUCAUGAUUCUCUGCACUCAGCGCAGAUCAGGAGGGGCUGAUAAGGGCAUGUGGCCGUGUCACAGCCUCUGA
Molecule: messenger RNA, 1527 nt
Organism: Drosophila ficusphila
Lineage: Eukaryota; Metazoa; Arthropoda; Insecta; Diptera; Drosophilidae
Exons: 5
Coding region: 1-1527 (508 amino acids)
Source: RefSeq, a predicted model, not a curated record